Messenger RNA from Sordaria macrospora k-hell, 999 nucleotides. RefSeq lists its product as uncharacterized. Gene Ontology annotation, biological process: protein import into peroxisome membrane. The record is from RefSeq and is a predicted model, not a curated record. Gene Ontology annotation, cellular component: peroxisomal membrane; peroxisome. NCBI's taxonomy places the organism in Eukaryota, Fungi, Ascomycota, Sordariomycetes, Sordariales, Sordariaceae.
AUGGCUUCGAACAAAGCCGGCGAUAUCGGCGGCGCAAAGGAGGAGGUACCCAAGAAGACCACCGUGAUUGAUGAGUUCGACGACGACGUAUCUGAUCCGGAUGAGGAUGACUUGGAUGAUCUGGAUGAUAUGCUUGAUGAGUUUGCGGCGGUAGACCUCCAAGCCAAGAAGCCCUCGGGACCGGCUGGGCCAGCCCCCGCCGGAGCGGGUGAUGAUGCCACGGGCGAGGAUGAUGUUCUGUCCGAAGAGGAGUUCGCGAAGCAGCUACAGGCCGGCAUGGCUGAUCUUCUCGGCGACAUGGAUAACUCGCCUGAACUACAAGCCCAAUUCGAGAGCAUAUUCAAGGAGCUAGGCGCCGCCGCCGCCGCCUCGGAUGCCGAGACACCUGGUAUUCCCACCCCCAAGGCCGAGACCUUGACCAAGACUCCUCCCUCUUCUUCCCGCAGAGCCUCGACUGCGGCCUCACCAUCAAGCAAGAAUGCGGCGGAAGCUUCCUUCCAGGAGACCAUCCGACGGACCAUGGAGCGCAUGCAGACAUCUGGCGAGCAGGCCACGGCAGCUGCCGCAGCUGAGGGCUCUGAUGACUUCCUCGCCGAGCUGCUCAAGCAGAUGCAAUCCGGCGGUCUUGAAGGCGAGGGCAGCGAGGAAGAGUUCAGCAAGAUGCUUAUGGGCAUGAUGGAGCAGCUCACGCACAAGGAUAUCCUGUACGAACCUAUGAAGGAACUACACGAGAAGUUCCCUGGCUGGCUGGAGAAGAACAGGGCGGCGACGUCCAAGGAGGACCUGGAGCGGUACGAGUUGCAGCAGAAGCUGGUCAGCGAGAUUGUGGCCAAGUUUGAGGAGCCCAACUACGCGGAUACGAGCAAGGAGCAUCACGAGUAUAUCGUUGACAGGAUGCAGAAGAUGCAAGAUGCCGGCCAGCCCCCCAACGACUUGGUCGGAGACAUGCCCUCCGCCCAAAAUCUCGACCUUCCCGACGAUCAAUGCCCCACUCAAUAA